AUGGAAAGUAAAUUUGUAAGUAAUUAUUCAAGCAAACCCGAAAACGAUUUAACUCGUCUUGAGACAAUUGUUGUCAUAAAUUGUGUCCUCAAUGUUCCACUAAUGCUCGUGUCCAUCUUUGGAAACAUCUUGGUGCUGGCUGCCAUUCUAAAAACAUCAUCUACUUCAUCUAUUUCUUCUCCAAGCACAGUUUUCCUCUACAGUUUGGCCCUUUCAGAUCUUCUCGUUGGCGUGGUUGUACAACCGGUUUACAUUGCAAAUGCCGCAACUGGGAUGACUUAUCUGCAGACAACUAUGGCUACCUUAGCCUUUGCAGCUAGCGGUGUCUCCCUCUUCACUAUGACAGCCAUAGCAGUUGAUCGUUCCUUAUCUCUUCACUAUCACAUGCGAUACCCGCAACUGAUGACAACAAGUCGCGCCAGGUACCUAAUGGUAACUCUUUGGAUCAUCGCCGUGUUGCUAUCCUUCUCGCAUCAUCUGAGCGAUCUCACCUACUUCCUAGUCAUUGCUCUCUGUAUCAUCCUUUGCCUUAUGACUUGCAGUGCUUGUUACAUUGAUAUUUAUCGUAUUGUUCGCCAGCAUCAGUUACAAAUUCAAGCCCAACAACAAGCGGUAUUAAAUGCUGAAUAUAAUCAUACCGUGAAGAAAUCAACCAAAAGUGCCAAAAACACUUUUAUCUAUUUCAUUACUAUGGUUCUUUGUUAUUUGCCGAUGUUUAUCACCAAGGCAAUAACUUCCGUUUUCCCCGAUCUGUGGACAAAUGAAUGGAUCUUCACAGAAACGGUCGUGUUCAUGAACUCAGCCAUCAAUCCCUUCCUAUACUGUUGGCGCCUUCGCGAGCUCCGGGUGGCAGUUUUAAAGAUAUUACAGUGA
Messenger RNA from Pocillopora damicornis (cauliflower coral), 873 nucleotides. RefSeq names its product adenosine receptor A2b. Lineage: Eukaryota; Metazoa; Cnidaria; Anthozoa; Scleractinia; Pocilloporidae. The record is from RefSeq and is a predicted model, not a curated record. Gene Ontology annotation, biological process: G protein-coupled receptor signaling pathway. Gene Ontology annotation, cellular component: membrane. Gene Ontology annotation, molecular function: G protein-coupled receptor activity.